CUUGCAACUCAUAUAGAUAACAUGAACAGCCAGGUUGAGAGACUCGUCGAAAAGGCGUGGAAGAAGUUUGAGGAGACGCCCAAGGACAAGCGGCUAUUAAUCGGCGUCGCUGGCAUCCCAGGCUCGGGCAAGACAACCUUAUCCCAGAUCAUCACUGCACGCCUCAAUGCCCGCGCGGACCCUUCAUCUCCUCCUCCCGCAGCUUUUGUCCCCAUGGACGGCUUCCACCUCACUCGCGCUGCUCUGUCCGCCAUGCCUGACCCAGCUACGGCCCACUUCCGCCGCGGGGCCGCCUUCACCUUUGACGCUCCCAAGUUCUUGGCCCUUAUUCAGGCUCUGUCUGCGACUCCGAUCCCGUCGGAACCUGUCCUCGCACCAUCGUUUGACCAUGCUCUCAAGGAUCCGCGAGACGACGACAUUGAGGUCAGGCCAGAGCACCGCAUCGUCGUAUUGGAAGGCAACUAUCUCGCGCUGGACCAGGAUGUAUGGCGCGAUGCGGCGAGCCUGCUAGAUGAGCUAUGGUUCGUCGAGGUAGACUAUGAAGUUGCGAGGAAGAGGUUAAGGGAGAGGCAUGUGAGGGCAGGUAUCGUGAAGGAUCUCGAGGAAGGGGAUCGAAGGGCGGUGGAGAAUGACUUGGUGAAUGGGGAUGAGAUUAUUAAGUAUAGACUCAAAGUAGACGAAGUCAUCCAGAGUCGUGAAGACGGAAGCUGGGUACACGAGUAG
This is a messenger RNA of Fusarium falciforme, 723 nucleotides long. Its product is annotated as PRK domain-containing protein. Gene Ontology annotation, cellular component: cytoplasm. The transcript has 2 exons. The coding region runs from base 22 to 723 and encodes 233 amino acids. Gene Ontology annotation, molecular function: kinase activity; ATP binding. NCBI's taxonomy places the organism in Eukaryota, Fungi, Ascomycota, Sordariomycetes, Hypocreales, Nectriaceae. The record is from RefSeq and is a predicted model, not a curated record.